AUGGAGGGACCAGAAAAGAGGCGCAAAAAAGUGUCAAGAUCUUGCGUUUUUUGCAGAAGGUCGCAUUUAAUUUGUGAUGAACAACGCCCGUGUAAAAGAUGCAUAAAAAGAGAUAUUGCACACCUUUGUACCGAUGAACCUCUUUCAAAUUCCGUCACACCCGUAUCAAUAACCGAGCCUGAUGAACAACUAAGGCCUGGAGAUAACGAAAUUAAAAAAAAUGACCAUAUGGAAGGCUUGCACAUGUAUAAUGGCAGCGCAUCACAGAUGAACAGGGCACCAAGUUUCUUAACACAGCAGCCCACCUUUGUCUCAGAACAUGUUGGAUCUGAGUUUAGUUCAUUGAAUGCUUUCCUCAACAUGUUAGAUGAUCCUGUGCUGAUGAAUCAUGGCCCAGCUACUAAUAGCGAAAUUUCAAGUCAUCACUCUCUGCCUCAACAGUCUAUGAUAGGAAGUCCGGAGCCUUCUCUCCCAGUUUUACUUGAAGAUCAAAAUUCAGCUGUUGAAAAUGCACCAACACCGAAGGAGCAUUUUUUCCUGACAGCUGCUGAUCCUUCCACCGAAAUGACACCAGAAGAUAGAUUAAAAUCAGUAAUAAAUGCAAAACUCGAGGCUGGAUUAUUACAACCGUAUAAUUAUGCGCAAGGAUAUUCGCGGCUGCAGAAUUACAUUGAUAAAUAUAUGAAUCAGUCCUCAAAACAAAGAAUCUUAAAACCGCUGUCGACAAUUAGACCUGCAUUUAGAGCAAUUGCGCGAUCUUUGAAAGAUGUUGAUUUAGUAUUGGUAGAGGAAGGGUUUGAAAGGCUACUUUUGUCUUAUGACAGAGUCUUCACAUCAAUGAGCAUGCCUGCAUGUCUAUGGCGACGCACGGGAGAAAUAUACAGGGGAAAUAAAGAAUUUGGCUCUUUGGUCGAUUGUACAGUGGAUGAUCUUAGAGAUGGCAAAUUAGCGAUUUAUGAACUAAUGUCAGAGGAGAGUGCAGUAAACUUUUGGGAAAAGUAUGGUUCGAUAGCCUUCGAUAAGGGUCAAAAAGCUGUUUUGACUAGUUGUAAUUUAAGAACAAGAGAUGGAAGGAAAAAAAGGUCGUGUUGCUUUAGCUUCACUAUAAGAAGGGACAGAUAUAACAUACCUAUUUGUAUAGUAGGCAAUUUUAUACCAAUAUCAUGA
Molecule: messenger RNA, 1167 nt
Organism: Zygotorulaspora mrakii
Lineage: Eukaryota; Fungi; Ascomycota; Saccharomycetes; Saccharomycetales; Saccharomycetaceae
Gene: RDS2
Product: gluconeogenesis transcription factor RDS2
Exons: 1
Coding region: 1-1167 (388 amino acids)
Biological process (GO): regulation of DNA-templated transcription
Cellular component (GO): nucleus
Molecular function (GO): RNA polymerase II transcription regulatory region sequence-specific DNA binding; zinc ion binding; DNA-binding transcription factor activity, RNA polymerase II-specific
Source: RefSeq, a predicted model, not a curated record